AUGCCCCUUCAACUAUUUGGUAGAGAUCAAAUAGUAGUGCAUUAUGAUAGCAGCAAUGAGGAUAUAGAAUCACACGAUGAUUCCUCCCCUAGUUUAUCGAGAACUGUUGUGCUCCAAUAUAAAUUACUACAUUUUGCCGAGGAUAUCACCCAGUUUAAGUUAUAUAAUGUCACUAUCGUUCAUUGGACUUUAUUUCUACUGUGGUUGUGGCUUCUCUGGUCAUUAACAAAUGUCUAUAAUGACUUGUAUCAGAGAUCUGCACAUUUUGCUAGUAUGUGCACGAAUGUUAUUCUGUUUGGACUAUCUGAUAUAAUUGCUCAAUCCAUAACGUGUUAUUUUUCAUCUUCUAUUGAUCCUAUACCACAAAUAAUAGAUUCCACAGCAAACGAAUUCAUGCAUCAAUGGCGGCAUAACGCCUCUCCAUCUCAGAAUAACGAAGACACAGGCUAUGAAAGUGAUAACUAUUCCGUCUUCAAUGACUAUGGGCUUUCUGCCAUUUCUUCAAAUGUUAGCGAUUUCGAAUUUAACACAGAGUACUCGAAAUUACGUGACACAUCCAUAUUCAAUUUCUGGAGAUGGGUUUGUUUUAUGUUCUGGGGACUAUUUAUUAGUAAUUUUCAAGUGCCAUGGUACAAAAUUUUGAAUUACUUUUAUACGGAAGAUCCAACCGUUAUACAGGUUCUUGAACGCGUAUUAUCAGAUCAACUGUUGUAUUCACCACUUUUCCUCUACUUUUUCUUCACUUACUCUAACUUUAUUAUGGAAAGAGGCGAUUCUGAGACUUACAGGAUAAAAAUAGAGAGAUUAUACAUUUCAACUCUAGGAUGUAAUCUACUAGUGUGGCCACUAGCCCAAUUUAUCAAUUUUCUCAUCAUUCCUAAGCAUUUUCAGGUCCCCUUUAGUUCUUCUGUUGGUGUUCUUUGGAAUUGUUUCUUAUCAAUGAGAAACGCAUCAAAUUCUAUAUAA
Messenger RNA from Kazachstania africana CBS 2517, 966 nucleotides. RefSeq lists its product as uncharacterized. Gene Ontology annotation, cellular component: membrane; cytoplasm. NCBI's taxonomy places the organism in Eukaryota, Fungi, Ascomycota, Saccharomycetes, Saccharomycetales, Saccharomycetaceae. Bases 1 to 966 code for a protein of 321 amino acids. The transcript has a single exon. The record is from RefSeq and is a predicted model, not a curated record.